UUUUUUAAUACUAUAUCUCAAAGUUAUACGUGUGCUAAAAUGUGUGAUAAUGUUUGUGUGUGGUGCUUAUAUAUCUUGUGUUUGAUACAUUUACUGGCCGUCACAAAGAACGGCGUCGAAGCUGGUGAACUGAAACGUCCGGCGACAGAAUUUAGCCGACACAGAAUAGUCCAGCCGACUGUUCAACAUGGCAGAACAAAAAGAGAGAUCUCAACUACAAAAGACACGAAUGGAGGACAUCAUAAUGACGUGACGGUGACCGUCCGUAUAGACGGCGAAGAUUAUGUACUCGACUUAAGACUGAACCAGGAUCUGGUUACCGAAGGACACGUCAUCCGGUACCAGACUGGAGGAAAGACUGUUAUUCAUAAGCCUAAAAAAGAGGAUCUCGAUCUAUGUCAGUAUUCUGGUACUGUACGCGGCAAACCUGACUCUUGGGUGGCAGUGUCCACCUGCCGUGGUAUUAGGGGUAUUAUCUACGAUGGACAGCAGAUGAAGUACAUCGAACCAGCACAGGGUCACGAUGUGCAAUCCAGUCAUUACAUAUAUGACCAUAGUGACUUAAAUGCAGUCAAUAAGUGUGGUUUUGGAGGGGUCACUAAUAACAUCCACUAUGAUCCUCUACUAUUGAAGAAGUACCAUGCGAAGAAGGAGAUGCAAAAGAGUAGGAUAACACGGUACAAAAGGGAUGUGACCGAUGACACAUUAGUCCGCGGUCCGUUUAAUCAGAACAAGAUGUCUCGAUACGUUGAACUGGCGCUCGUCUCUGAUUAUAACGAGUAUAUCGCGAAUGAUGCGAGUGUCGAGACAGUUCAUCAUCAGCUCAAGGACAUUGCAAACAUAAUUAAUGCGGUUUACUCUCCGUUGAACAUUUUUAUAGCUCUAGUGGGAGUGGAAGUAUGGAGCGAGAGGGACGAAAUUGAAUUGGUUGAAAACGGAGACACAACGCUCAACAACUUUCUUGACUACAGAAGACAUGUUCUAUUGCGGCAUAUACCGAACGACAAUGCACAUUUGAUCACUCGUCAAAAAUUCACCGAAGGCGUAGUCGGUAAAGCGUUAAAAGGCCCGAUAUGUACAUAUGAGUUCUCUGGCGGUGUUGCCAAUAAUCACUCCGAGGUGAUAGGCCUUGUGGCAACCACGAUAGCUCACGAAAUGGGCCACAACUUCGGGAUGGAUCACGACGACGUGGACUGCGAGUGUCCGAAGGGCAAGUGCAUCAUGAGCCCCUCCAGCACGUCAAUGAUGCCGACACAUUGGUCGAACUGCAGUCUCAGCUCUUUGGCGCUUGCCUUUGAAAGAGGAAUGGAUUAUUGUCUGAGGAACAAGCCGCAGCGGUUGUUCGAGUCGCCGACUUGUGGCAACGGAUUCGUUGAGGCUGGUGAGCAGUGUGACUGCGGGUUGCGGCUGCCGGGGAUGCCGAUUAACGCUUGUGAGGCAUGCUGCCACGCCGACACCUGCAUGCUGCGGUCUAACGCCACCUGCGCGGCUGGCACCUGCUGCGAUUUACAGACGUGUCGACCCGCGCGUGCGGGAGUCCAGUGCAGAUCGGCAACUCGGGAGUGUGAUCUGCCCGAGUACUGCAGCGGGCACUCCGAGCACUGUCCGCCAGAUGUACACAAGAUGGACUCCACGCCCUGCGCAGGCGGACAAGCGUACUGUGUGCGUGGGUCGUGUCGCACGCACGACGACCAGUGUCGACUGCUGUGGGGUUCAACUGGAGAGAAUUCACCUCCUCAAUGCUACACUAAUAACAACGUCAAAGGAAACAAGACGGGCAACUGCGGCUUCGACCGGCGCACCAUGACCUUCACACGAUGCGCACUCGCCGAUACCGCGUGUGGGCUCUUGCAGUGCCGUCAUCUCAACGAACGCCUCGAAUUUGGCAUGGAAUCCGUUUCCCAGCUCGGCGCUGUUUUCAUCAAUAAUAAUGGAAAAAUCAUCCCAUGCCGUACUGCCAUCAUAGAUCUGGGAUUAAGCGAUGUCGACCCUGGCAUGGUCCCAGAUGGCGCGAAGUGCGGUGAAAAUAAGAUGUGUUUGAAACAAAAGUGCGUGGACGUGGAAUCGGUGAGGAAGAUGAUAGCACGUAAAGAAUCGUCUGUUAUUCCCUCCAACUGUUCUGGCCACGGUGUUUGUAAUUCUGAAGGUCACUGCCAUUGCGACGUAGGGUUCGGACCACCGCUGUGUGCUCUGCCCGGCCCGGGAGGCUCCUUCGAUUCCGGACCGGCCAGUGAUCCUAGUGUACAAAGAAACUUCAUGGUGGCUAUGUACAUCAUAUUCCUCGGCAUCAUACCAUCGAUCGUCAUCGUCCUGUUCCUCAUCCACUACUCGCGUCACAACGUUCUGCACUGGUGGAAGAAGCCAAGGAAAUCGAUGCAGUCCCCGAAAAAAUCGAGUCUACAACAGCGGAUCUCCCGCGGUGCUAGCAAAUUUGCAGCAAAUUUCCAAAACGGUGGUCAAAAUAAUGCUCAACCAGUCGUCCAUACUCUAUCCAAUCCUGAUGAUAUGAGCUCCAGUCUUCUACGGAAUGACUCUGACAGAAGUCCUACCGGGAAUCUUAACCCUACUGCUUUCUUCGGCAAUUUCAAAGGUUUCUCGCUUACACCUAUAGAGAAAAAUCAAGCGAAUGCUAAAGACAAUCCCGAGAUCGCUGUAAUAGAAAAGACUUCGGACCCGAAUAAAAGCGCUAAAAUUACCCCAGUUCACCGAAGCAGUAGUAAUAGUCAAAAUAUAGUGAAUCAGGGUGUGCUGAAGCCGGUGUUACGAUCGGCACCGCCUUUACCCGUAGUACCUGCAACGGUCAAACCUACCACCAAAACGAGUCCGUCAGUAAAGAGAACUAACAGUUCCGUCCAAAACAGAAUAAAAGUUUUAAUGGGUGAAAAGGAAGAAGAAAAACAAACGCCCUUGAAUCCGCCGCCCAGACCAGUUAUAUCCAGUCCUAUUUUAGAAGCAUCCACUUGUACUGCAAAAGAACUCAUAUCUCCUCUCCAAGGGUCAAAGACUCUAGGACCGAUAAGGGCGGCUCCAAAAGUUCCUAUUACCUCCCCCGAAUUACCCAAAAGACCUUUAAGCAUGCAUUCGGCCGGAGGCGUACCCCAGAAACCAUUACCAGAUGAGCCCAAAAAAGUCAAAGAGGGUAUAUCGCUUAACCGCAUCGCUUCGUUCUUAAAACAAGACAAACCAAAGGAAAAAGAGCGUAACCCUGUUGAGAGGAGCAAUUCGCUGCCGAAAAAUCCGAAUCACCAAGUGAAAUUUCCUAAAGCUGUAGAUAAGGCUGCUUUAAGAAAUCUUCAGAUAUCAAAUCCUAUAUUGCAAAAGGAUAUAGAGCUUCCCGUCAGUACGGUGCCAGUCGUGUCGGAUUCAGAGGACGCCGACGAUGCCAAGCCAUUCGUGAAUAGAGCUCAGAGCAUGCGAGCGCCAGCAACACAAAAGCCUCUUAUUCAGAGCUUUGGCUCAAUGAGACAAGCGGCUGGUGCUUCUCGUCCAGUGUCUAUAGUUGGCCGACCUACGGCACCUCCACCACCCCUACCCAAUGAAUCCCUCCAAUCAUACCAAAACUCGACGCAGAAUGAUAUCAAAAGCACGGAUUAUGUGGACUGUAUCGAGGAAAAACAAGCUCCAUUAGCACACAUAGAUGAAGAAUCUAGUGACAAUAUAUAUGCUAUUAUUGAGGAGAGUCCUGUGAAGUCUCCUGUAAAAUCGCCUUUGGGUGGUACAGUACAAGUAAAAUUAGAAUCACAAUCGCCCCCUGAAGGCUACACGGCACCUAAAAAUAUUCCCGCCACCUCGGGCAGUGCCGACAGUGUGGGAUUGUUAGGUGAAAUCGUAAACGAAAUACAAAAUAGAAAUUUCGAUUCUAUUUAUUCAGCGUCUACGCUUUCGAGAAAGAAAGGAAAGAAGGAACAGAAUGCUGAAAGCGGCCGAGAUAGUACGUACAUGAAUACAGACCACUAUAAAACACCGGAGAGUGUAUAUAGUAAUUCCGGUGCGAAAUCGAACGCGUCUACAACGAGUAGCGGAUACCUACAUCCGUCUGCUGUGAAUGUUCCGACUUAUCAACAAGAUGACACACGAAACGACGACACGAAAGAAAGCGAUAAGCCACCGUCUUCUCCUACAUUGAAAACUAACUCAAAGAUUCCCACAUUUACGAGACAAGUCACACCACCGGGUCUCAAAAAUACGAGUACCUUUAGAAACGUGCCACAGUCACCGAAAAUUACGAACAAAAAUGUGAAUUUAAAUCAGAAACACAUUACUAAUAGUCCGGACUUAGUGUCGAGCUGUUCAGUGGCAGAUGUGAAAAACGUAAAAGCACCUGAUGUUAUCAAUAACAACAAAGUUCCUAUCGAGCAUCCAAAAGUUGCUAUGAAGCCCAGCGGGACGACUAAAUCUAAUGAUAAUAGACCUCCUUUGCGACCAGCACCGACGGUCGAGAAAAAAACCUCUCUCAGGUCUGCACCCGCAAUAAAACCUACAACGAAUCUCAAUAAAGUUUUAAUUGAAAAAAAUCCGCCCAUAAAUCGUGUCAACUCGAAAGUGGAUUCAAACGUUAAGGCGAUAGCCGAUAAUUUAAACAAAAAUAAACCCAAAGUCGUGCCUAAGCCGACCACAGUCAGUUUGCAACGGACAGAUUCUGGCGUCAAAUCAAAUCCAACAAAGUUGAUAUCGAAACCUUCGAACGUUGCCAGUUUGCAGCAAAAAUUCGAAAAUAGAAAAUCGCUUGGUAAAGAGAUUACAACAGCGAAAAAAUAGGCUUUAAUUUAGAAUAAUUUGGUAUCAAUUAUUUUGAAAAUGUGUAUAUUACACAUGACUGAAGAUAUGCAAGUGUAGCUUCGAACGAAUUAAGUAAUGGCUUCGGUAUUUUUCUGACGAAUGUUGCAUUUUUGUGCUGUAAAGGUAAAAUCAGCUUUAAUAUGACAAAUAUCGUACAUUUUGUAUCAAGAGAUGAGUAAUUGUGAAAUAUUUAAUUGCAAUACCAUAGGGUAUUAUAAUAUAUGUUAUUUUCGGUAAU
This is a messenger RNA of Achroia grisella, 5017 nucleotides long. RefSeq names its product disintegrin and metalloproteinase domain-containing protein 19 (gene Meltrin). The annotation marks the transcript as partial. The transcript has 17 exons. The record is from RefSeq and is a predicted model, not a curated record. Gene Ontology annotation, molecular function: metalloendopeptidase activity. NCBI's taxonomy places the organism in Eukaryota, Metazoa, Arthropoda, Insecta, Lepidoptera, Pyralidae. Gene Ontology annotation, biological process: membrane protein ectodomain proteolysis.